This is a messenger RNA of Gadus macrocephalus (Pacific cod), 1063 nucleotides long. It is a transcript of the gene pxmp2, whose product is annotated as peroxisomal membrane protein 2. The coding region runs from base 126 to 710 and encodes 194 amino acids. The transcript is spliced from 5 exons. Gene Ontology annotation, cellular component: cytoplasm; membrane. Lineage: Eukaryota; Metazoa; Chordata; Actinopteri; Gadiformes; Gadidae. The record is from RefSeq and is a predicted model, not a curated record.
GCCAUUACGUACAUUGAUUCGGGAGCACGGAAGAGUUGGCUGUAUGCUGCUCGGUUUAGUUCUUUCAUUUUCCAACUGCUUUUAUUUUCUGAAGUUAGGAAUCGCGUCUAGAUAAAUACCUGACAAUGCCUGUAGCCAGCGUACCAAUUAGAGAGGCUCGCAUCCCUUUUCGGUUGCUUCAGCAAUAUUUGUUUCUACUGAAGACAUAUCCAAUUCUUACCAAAUCUGUAACGAGCGGGAUACUUUCUUCUUUAGGAAACCUUCUAUCUCAAUUCCUGGAAGCUAAUAAAAGCGCCAAAAAUGGGAAGCCAGUGAAAGAGAUUGACAGAGCAGCAGCCACACGCUAUGCAAUAUUUGGGUUGUUUCUAACGGGGCCACUCAGCCACUAUUUCUACCAGCUGAUGGAGGUGUGGAUGCCAACCACAGACCCCUACUACAUUGUCAAGCGUCUUCUACUAGACCGCCUGAUCUUUGCUCCAGUUUUCCUGUUCAUCUUCUACCUGGUCAUGAACACCCUGGAGUCAAAGGGGUUGGCCGACCUAAAAAAUAAAUUGGAAGAUACUUACUGGACAGCUCUGAAGAUGAACUGGAAAGUGUGGACACCUUUUCAGUUCAUCAACAUCAACUUUGUACCUGUCCAGUUCAGAGUGCUGUUUGCCAACGGGGUGGCCUUGUUUUGGUAUGCCUACCUAGCAUCUGUCCGGAAAUGAAAGCUUGUGACAUGGUUGUUUGGUAAAGCAUCUUCUUGUAGCAUCUUCCAUCAUGGAAAUGGAAGAGAAAGAAAUGCUUUGCAACACCUGAGGCACCUGAGUGGCCAGAGCAGGGAGCUGCUACUACCCGGCUAUGACUUGCUGCUACGGCCCUGCUGUCAGAUUCAGAAGGUUGAUCAAUUAUUUGAUCUGUUUUUUUAGUUUCCCUCAAUGACAAUAAUCCAGUACCAUGAUUAGGCAAACUUUCAACAAAAAAUGUAAUAACAAGAUAAGUUCACAAUACCAAAUGAGACAAAAAACUAACCAAAGCGAAAAUAAUGCAUAAUAAAAAUAAAAUCCAUGUACAAAAUCUA